Molecule: messenger RNA, 1831 nt
Organism: Leptomonas pyrrhocoris
Lineage: Eukaryota; Euglenozoa; Kinetoplastea; Trypanosomatida; Trypanosomatidae
Exons: 1
Coding region: 137-1831 (564 amino acids)
Source: RefSeq, a predicted model, not a curated record
GCCACCUCCUUUUCUUCCCGUUUACGUGUUUGAUGUGACGAUGGACAGGAAACUGCUCCUUCGAAACAACAAAAUAUAGAAGACGCAUAUAUAUGUAUUUGCGUUGGCGCUUCCACGCGUCACGUCUCCACAAAUUAUGUCCAGUCCUGUUGCGUCCCUCUCCUCUUCGCACGUGCAGGUUCCACUGCUCAUCCCAGCCGAGCUGCGCGACAGUGUCUUGAAUGGGGCGGCCGAAAUCGUGGUUGAGAACGGCGCACGCCGCCGCUGCUUCCUGCACAUCCACAGCGAAGAAGAGCGCGUCACCGCCGUGGAAUCAUCGACGGAUCCGAACGACGUGGUGCGCCGCGCACACGAACGGUGGCUGGAAGAACUUCGUUGGGCACGCGCGGUGCUGUGGGACGACCACCGCCUUCGCCGUUUUGUGCGCCACGGGAACCACCUCGUCUGGCCGGCACAGGAGCACGUGGACAAGGUUGCCGCGGUGGUGCGUCAGCUGAUCGUGUGCGACGAGGACGGCGGUGCCGCGGCGUUGAAGCGCGCGAAUGACAUUGCGCGUGCGUCGGAGAUUCUGGCGAGGGAGGCCGCGCAGCCUGGGCUGCACCUGCUGAGGGACUCCACGCUGCCCGGACAGGCCGUCCUCUACAAAGUGGAGCAGACACGCAAGCGGGAGCGCGACGCUUCUGCGCCGUCCAUGCCCUCGGUGCUGUCACGCGUAGAUGGCGAGGCGGUGGAGGCGGCGGCGUGGAUCGCAGAGGUAAACCAGCUUUCGCACGCCGUCUCUGCGGUGCUUCAGCUGCAGCUCGCCGCAGCUCCGUUGAGGCGUCUGGUGGAGCUUUUGCAAAAGCCAUCUGCUGUGCCAUCCUCUUCCCCCUCUUCCACUCUUGCCGUGCGGCAGCGGUGGAAGGCGUUGGUGGAUCAGCACCGUGCGUGGGCCGAGUAUCAGUCGCUCUUUGCGGACGUUGCCGAGAUCUGCCGAAGCUGGGGGAUGUCGGAGACCUGCGUCGCCCGGGAGGUGGACGCGGCGAUCGGAGCCGGAUGCUGCGUGCACCUUCGCACCGGCGUGUACAUGAGUGUCCUUCACAGGCGAAAUCUUUUUCUCCUCCUCAGUGCCCGUCCGCGGAAGUUGGAGAGCGUUACAGCGGCGGAGCAACACGCCGUGGAAGCCGCGGUGUCGCCGCACACGUGGGUUCAAUGCCUUGACGAGGGCCUCGUGCGUGUUGUUCCGACUCCCACUAACGGCGUCGUGCCGGCUGCCUUGGAGCCCACCAUCCGUCAACUCUUUCUGAGUCCGACGCUGAGUGCGGUUCCUCUCGGCGAGUGCUGCGCUGUCUCGGACCUUAUUUCGGUAGGUGCGGACAUGCAGCUGGUGAAACUGUCCUCGUCGUUUAACCCCUACGUUGUCGUGCACGGCAGCCGCGUGGACGGCGGGUUUGCGGGGGAUAUGCCGUACUACCAAAGCCUGCAGCGGGAGCGCGAUCGUCUCGUGGAGGAGCGGACCAACGAGCAGUUGCGCCGCGGCAGCGCCGAGCCCUCUCCUCGUGGUACUGCCAGCGCUGGCACGAGUGGCAGCAGUGUGAAGGCUGCCUCUUCGAAUUCGACAGCUCCGCAAAAGCGGCAACCUGUGUCCACUGCGGCAAGCGACGCGACAAACUACCUCUUCAAGCGGUCUCUCGUUUCGGUGCUCGCGAUCGCGCCGUCGUCGAAGGCGGAAAUCCAGCAGCACCCGUCCAUGCAGCAGUUCAAGAGCGAGGCCAACUUCGACGCGUUGCUCAAUGCGAAGCUCAAGGAAGUGGCCGAGUUUAAAGGACGAAAAUACCAGCUGCGUAGUUGA